Vicia faba (fava bean) is the source of this 369-nucleotide messenger RNA. Lineage: Eukaryota; Viridiplantae; Streptophyta; Magnoliopsida; Fabales; Fabaceae. The record is from the annotation of a GenBank genome assembly.
AUGUCAGAUUCUUCAGUCUGGGUAGUUUUCAAAUGUUGCUCGUUUGAGCACCGAAUGUGCAGAUCUUCUGUAGGUAUGUGUGUGGCGGAUGAUCAUGGCCUUAACUACAAGAUACCUUUGUGUCCUCGUCAAAUUAAUGGCGUUGAUUGUGGAUACUUUGUAAUGCGAUUUAUGAAAGAGGUCAUCAUGGAAAAUGAAUUUAUGAUCCCCACAAAUUACUUUUUUGACCACAAAUGUCGUACCUACUCUCAUGAUAAGUUAACUGAGGUUAAGGAGGAUUGGGCUACUUAUGUGGUGGAUGAUGUUUUCGGUGAGUUUUUCCUUGACUUGAUACUUGAUAAACAAGACAAAUAUUACUCAUGGAUUUAG